Messenger RNA from Cuscuta campestris, 4112 nucleotides. The record is from the annotation of a GenBank genome assembly. NCBI's taxonomy places the organism in Eukaryota, Viridiplantae, Streptophyta, Magnoliopsida, Solanales, Convolvulaceae.
UUACAAUCGUUCAUAAAAAUUACUUAAAUAAAAAAAAUACAUAAAAAUCAUAACCCGUUAGGUCGAUUUGAACCUGAUAACAUUGAAUCAUGUUUGAACAUGUAACUCUCAAUUCGCACCCGAAAUAAUCUGAAUCCAAGGUGAUGAAUCCAACCCCGAUCCAAGAGACCCGUUUUGCCAACUCUACAAAGAAGUCUAGAGUCAAACUUAGAAUACCCCAGACAUGAUUCAUAUCAAUAAUUUACUUGUUUAAAAUAUAUUAAACGAUAUGCAACCUUUUGGAGGAGUAAUUGAAUGAGAAGGGACGGACGGUGUCCCACUGUUUGUAUGAGUAUGUCUACAUAGCUUUUUAUCCCCAGAUCAACUCACUCAUCUUCGUCGACAUCAUCUUCUAGAGAGAGAGAGAGCAAAUUUAUGGGUAGAAAGAGAAAUAAAUAAAAAGGGGUUGGGUGGGUGGGUGGGUGGUUUCGUGAAGGAGGAGGAGCUGUGAUAUCUCCUUUUCGCGUUGAAUUAUCUUUUCGCUUUACUCUGAUUCACAUAUAGUGUGAUAUACAUACGAAAAGUCGAAACACGGAUCGUCCUCUCCAACUUUCUGUUUAGAAAGACAAAAAUUGAAUAGUUUUCUUUUGGCGAGAUUUGCUUCUCUGCCUUUUGUGUGUCUGUGUGCUUGUUUGAUAAAUUUGGUGUUUGGGAUUUCAAUCUCGCGGUGAGAUGCGGUCUGGGUUGAGUACGAUUUUGCAGACCUUAACCCCUGAGGCGGCCACCGUGCUGAACCAUUCGAUUGGGGAGGCGACCAGGCGGAACCACGGCCAGACCACUCCUCUGCACGUGGCGGCGACGCUUCUUGCGUCCCCCACUGGGUUUCUCCGGCAGGCCUGCAUCCGUUCCCACCCCAAUUCCUCUCAUCCGCUACAGUGCCGUGCACUCGAGCUCUGCUUCAGCGUCGCCCUCGAGAGGCUCCCAGCUGCCCAGAACAUGCCCCCUGGGAUGGAACCCCCCAUAUCAAACGCCUUGAAUGCAGCUCUGAAACGGGCCCAGGCGAAUCAGAGGCGGGGAUGUCCGGAGCAGCAGCAGCAGCCACUCCUGGCCGUGAAAGUUGAACUGGAGCAACUGAUAAUAUCGAUUCUCGAUGACCCGGGCGUCAGCCGAGUGAUGAGGGAGGCGAGCUUCUCCAGCCCUGCAGUGAAGGCCACAAUUGAGCAAACGCUGAAUUCGAGCUCAAAUCACACCAAUCACCUUGGUGCCCCUUUGAGUUUGGGUGGAAUCGGCCCUCGUAUGCUCUUGAAUCCUGCCUCAGUGUUGACUGCAUCUGCGGCGGCGCCCCCAAAUGUUUCCCUCUCCAAUCUGAACAUGUAUCUGAAUCCGCGGCUGCAGCAGGGAGGAUCUGGCCAGUUGGGGAAUCCCAGGAAUGAUGAACUGAGGAAGGUGCUUGAAGUUCUGAUGCGGAGCAAGAAAAGGAACCCAAUUUUAGUUGGUGAGGGAGAGCCAGAGGCCGUGGUGAAGGAAUUAUUCAAGAGGAUCGAGCAAAGGGAUCUAGGCACUGCAGGGGAAGGUCCCCUAAAGAAUCUCCAAGUGAUUCCAAUUGACAGGGAUUUAUUAUCCAACACGAACGAGAUUCCUACGAAGAUCACUGAAAUGGGAUGCCGAAUUCGGAAUAUGAUUGGGAAUGGUGGGGUGAUUCUUGAUCUGGGCGAUUUGAAGUGGAUGGUUGAACCGUCCGCCCAGCAGCAACCGCUGGUAUCAGAUGCCAGUCGCACGGCCGUGGUGGAGAUUGGGAAGCUGCUGGCCAAUUUUGGGGAAACUUCUGGUGGGGGCCAUGGUAGGGUGUGGGUCAUAGGCACAGCUACUUGUGAGACUUAUUUGAGGUGUCAGGUUCAUCAUUCUACCUUGGAAAACGACUGGGAUCUGCAGGCAGUUCCUAUGGCUUCAAAGUCAGCUAAUCCAGCCUUUUCUUCAUGUCUUGGAAAGGAAAGAUUGUUGAGCAACCCGUGUGAAUCCCUAAAUCCAUUAAGAUCAUUGCCUGUUGCUGGGACACCCCCUCUACUCAGAGCCCUAUCCGAGAACGUCAAUGUUGAUCGGAGGACACCGUCCUGCCCUCAGUGUAUGGAGAAGUACAACCAAGACCUGGCAAAACUGGUAUCCGAGUUUGAGAAUUCGCCUUCUGGUGCGAUUACGAAUUCAGCCCAGCAAGCCUUGCCCCAGUGGAUGCAAGACGCAAAACUAAUUAAUGGUGAUAAAGGAACGUCUCUGUCGAAGAUUAAGGGCCAAGAACUUUUGAAGCUAAAGACUCGAGCCUUGCAGAAAAAGUGGAGUGAAAAGUGUUUGCAACUUCAUCCAAAUUUCCACCACAGUAAUGUCAGUUCUGAGAAGAAGACAGUCUCUCCUGCUUUGGGUAUGCCAGGCUUAGAGAACUUAAACUUAUUUCUGCGCCAACCUUUGCAACCUAAACUACAAACAUUAAAAAACCCGGGGGAGAAUUUCCAUCCUAAACUGCAAACCACUAAAGUCCUUGGGAAGACUUUGCAACUGAACACGCAUCAAAUAUCUAGCAGAGGACCAGAGCUUGCAGAUACCCCUCUGGAAAGCCCUGUGAGAACCGAAUUGGUUCUUGGGCAAAAAACGACAGAAAUCACAUCCCGGAAAUCUCAAGAAGACAAUGUUAAAGACUUCCUAGGCUGCAUCUCUUCCGUGCCGCAUAAAAAGCUUGACAAAUUUGCCAGUGUGUUGGAUGCCGACACGUACAAAAAGCUCCUCAGGGGUCUCAUAGCGAAGGCGUGGUGGCAGCAGGAUGCGGCAUCUGCCGUGGCUUCUGCUGUUACAAGAUGUAGAUUGGGCAAUGGAAGACAGCGUUUCGGUGCAUCAAAGGGUGAUAUAUGGUUAUUAUUUACAGGCCCUGAUAGGGUUGGCAAGAGGAAAAUGGCAUCAGUUCUUGCCCAACAAGUAUGUGGGGCUGCUCCAAUUUUGAUAUCUCUUGGCUCAAUCCGCGACGGUGAAGAAACAGAAAAGGAUUACCGUGGUAAAACAGCUAUUGACCGCAUUGCAGAAGCGGUUAGAAAGAACCCGUUUUCUGUCAUUAUGCUGGAGGAUGUCGAUGAGGCUAAUAUGGUUGUGCAGGGGAAUAUAAAGCGUGCGAUGGAAAGAGGCAGGCUUGCCGAUUCUCAUGGACGCGAAAUUAGUCUCGGCAACAUUGUGUUCAUUCUUGCAGGAAACUGGUCUUCAGUAAACCCUGAAAAUCACAGAAAUGAGAACUUGAUGGAUAGUAAUAAGCUCUCUUCUCUCUGUAGUGGCAAUUGGCAGUUGAGGCUAACAAUAGGUGAGAAGAGCACGAAGCGCAGGUUGGUUGAUGAUGAUGAAGAGGACAGGCGAACAAAACUGAGAAGAGAACUGAGCUCAGGCCUCACCUUUGACCUCAACGAAGCAGCAGCAGCAGAAGGUGAUGACGGAACGGAUGGGUCCCACAAUUCGAGCGAUCUCACUAUUGACCACGAACAAGAAGAAGAAGAAGAGCCCGACCAUGAAAACAUGCAGUUCUCAAUCACAUCUGUUCCUCAGGAGUUUGUGAAUGCCGCAGACGAUUCAAUUGCUUUCAGGCCAAUCGACUUUGCCUUUGUUCGCCGCGAGAUCAGGAAGACAAUCUCCAACAAGUUCUCCAUCCAUGUUGAAGACGACAAGGUCGCCUUAAGAGUGGAAGAUGAUGUGGUGGACAGGAUUGCUGCUGGACUGUGGCGUGGACAAACCAGCCUGGAGGAGUGGGUCCAGAACGUCUUGGCUCCCAGCUUUGGCAAGCUCGAGUCUCUCUUCUCUUCUCCCCAUGAGAACAGCAACACCAUUGUACGGCUUCAACUCGAACCAGACACAGAUUUGAGUAGCGGCAAGAAUGGAGGAGAUUGGCUACCCAGCAAAGUCACGGUAAUUUCGAGUUGACUGUAAACCAAACGCUGGGACAUAGGACAAUUCUUGUUUCAGCUUAUCAUAUCUUUUGAGAGCGCAGAUGUAAAUAUAGUAAACUUCUGGGGAGGUUAGGGGGGAAAUUAAAGAGAAACGUAAUAGGAAAACACGUACGGUGUUAGAGAAAGUGGAUGUUGAUAGAUCAACAACAUUAUCUUGGACGG